AUGGCGCCUACGGUCCCAGAUCAGGAGCUUGGAGAAGCCCUUCUCCAAUCUGUACAGUAUGGCUCUUUUCCGCAGUCGGAACAGGUGGCCUCCGCACCUGUUUCCCCAACAGCUCUACCCAAGCUCCUCGAAGUCGUCCGCAAGGCCCGUGAUAAAACAAAGGACGAAAUUCGUAAAGUGUCCCGCGACGCCGCUCCCGACGUAGACGGGUGGAUUGAACAAGCACGCAAACUCCAAUCAGACAUCAAACGCUCCCAGGAGACGGCACAAGAGAUAGUCCAAGAGGCCAAGGCUAGGGAGGAACACGCAUCACGCCUGGCAGACGCAAAUGCUAAGCUCAGCCUCCUCUACUCGGAAAUUGCAUACAACGACAAUCUGGUUCAGGUCAUUACACGCCUGAAGGAGUUGACUUCAUUGCUAGAUGCUGCACAAGAUAAUGCUGUGCAUGGAGAUGUUUUGGGCGCCUUGAAUAAGCUGGACGAGGUCGUUGGUGUCAUCACUACCCGGCUCAGCGCCGCACCUACACCCACUAGCGAUGCAUUACCGUCCCCGAAUCUCUCCGUGGCGAAUGCCCGGGUCGUAGGUGUUCUGCAGAACCGAGCCGCCGAGUUGAGAGAAUCCAUUGUGGGGAAUAUGACCGAGUUAUGGAAUGCGCUGCUCGUGGUUGACUCGUCUGCCGGACGAAUCAGCUGCAAGGAGACCGUGGAGAAGGAUAAGUCUGUCACAAUCGAUACGGUUGUGGAAGCUCUCACCAAACUAGGUCUGUUGGAAGGCCUCAUAAGUUCAUUUGCGCGCCAGUUCGACAAAGUCAUCAUUUGUCCGCGCCUUACAGGUUCGAACCAAGUUUUAUCUUCUAUCGCGGUGGAGGGUGCCGAUAUCCGAAUCACUGGGCAGAUCAAGGAUACGGGCGUAAAGGCUGCAUUAGAGGAUAUCCACUCUAUAGCCGAAUACCUCAGCACUCGCCUUCCCCGUUCGGUUGCAACAAGCUUAUCCGCAAAGCUUGUUCCAGUUAUCUCAAAUCGAUUAAUCAAGAACUGGCUGUUGCCUGCCGUACCGUUGUCCACUGAUGGCGUCCAAGAUUUCCAGGAGCUACUAUCUUACGUACUAGGACUGGCUGAGUAUCUCGAUGAAUUGGGGUGGUCUGGUCAGGAACGGCUUCGCCACUGGGUCGAUCAAUCAGCUCAGAUAUGGCUUGCGAGGCAGAAGGAGGCCGCAAUUGUGCGAGUACAUCAAUUUUCGCCUAAGCUUGUCCGGGAAAAGAAAACAGUGGAGAGGGUGGAGACUCAGAUGGUCUCAAAAGGCGAUGCCAUGCUCGGCCAUCAGGAAGAUCAGGAGGAGGAAUGGGGAGCAGAAUGGGGAGAGGAAGAGGUCCAAGAAGAGGAAGAGCCAUCUGGAAAGGAUGCCGCACCAGCCCCCUCACAGCAGGUAGAAGAGGAGGACAUGAGCGCAUGGGACGACGAAGAGGAUACUCGAGUGGAAGAUGGCACCGACCCUGGGACGGAAGGAAAGAGUAAGGUGGAAGAGCACAACGGCCAAGAAGAAGAGGACGCAGAAGCUUGGGACUGGGGAGACGAGGGAGAGACGGAGCAGGCAGAGCCCCCUGCUUUAAGCACGCGAAAGCCGGAAGAACAGCGGACUGGCAAAGGCAAAACAACUGCCCCGCAACAUUCAGGCGCAGAAAAGGAGGUCACAUUGAGGGAAACAUAUACGGUCACCGCUAUUCCUGACGCUAUCAUCGAGCUCAUAAUGCAAGUCGUUGCAGAUGUUGCAACACUCAACCAUCCUGGCCUGGCAAAGUCAGGCAUCGCUCACGCAAGCGUGGGAUUAUACGCGAUUCCUGGACUUGUACUAGCUAUGUACCGUGCUACGGCGGCUUCGUACUACUCCAAGGAUAUCGCGGGAAACAUGCUGAUCUACAAUGACUGCACACGACUCUCCGAUCGGCUGCGGACCUUUGUGAAAGAACAAGCUGAACGGGACAAGUCGUCUCCUUUACCAUACAACCUUCGCUCAUCCGCGCGACUGAACUUCGAUGAUGACAUUCGGGCAAUUGAGCGUUUCGGGAAGCGGGCAUAUGGUCGGGAGAUGGAAUCACAACGUACGAUCAUCAAGGAUCUCUUAAGCGGUGCUCAAGGUUUCAAGACUUGCACGACGCCUCCGUUUGACGCCGAAUGCGACAACGCGGUCGCCAUGACGAUAGAUCGUAUCGAAGAAGUCAAAAGGCACUGGCAGGACAUACUCUCACACUCAGCUCUUCUACAAUCACUCGGCUCUAUCGUCGCUACGGCGCUUACGAAAUUUAUUGAUGACGUAGAGGAGAUGACUGACAUUGCAGAGGAAGAAUCGAAGAAACUCCGAUCAUACUGUGUCUCCCUCUCUUCGCUAUCGUCACUUUUCCAGACAACUGACGAUGCUGGAGAGCUGAAGGACAUGACGAGUAUUUAUACCCCCAACUGGUUCAAGUUCCAGUAUCUCAGCGAGAUUCUCGACUCGAGUCUUGCUGAUAUCAGGUAUUUCUGGACGGACGGCGAAUUGAAGCUGGAGAUGGAUGCGGAGGAGGUGGUGGACUUGAUCAAGGCGCUGUUCGCAGAGAGCGAGCACCGCAGGAAGGCUAUUUCGGAGAUUCGCAGGACGAGCAUGACCAGACGAGUAGACCUCUCACGCCUAGUGAAUAAUCUCCUCCACACCGAAAAGCCGAUUCCCUUCGAGUUCCUCGUCAAUGGCCAGUUUCUCCGGACUUCCAUCGACGAUUUCCUCACGCAGAACGGAAUCAGCGCCGAGUCCACGUUGAACGUCGAGUACACGCGCGCAUUACUACCGCCACUACAUGUCUCGAGCUUUGAGCACGACGACUGGGUCUCUGCGGUGGACGUGUUGACGGAGAGUUCGCCGGCGGGAGUAUGGUCGAAUGGCGUGCAAAGCGGACAGGAAAGGAUAUUGAGCGCGAGUUAUGACGGCCUACUAAGAGUGUGGAAUCUAUCUGGAGACGUCUUAGCGACAUCCACGGCCCCGAACAACGGCGGCAGGAUAACAAGCUUGAAGACCGCAAAGUGGCUCUCAGACAAGAAGAUCGCAGCAGCCGGCCUCGACAACGUUGUCCGAGUCUACAAAUACGACGACGAUGCGCGCUCAAUCACACCCUCCCUGGAACUCUACAACCACAACUGGGGCGUCGAAGACAUCGCCGUCCACGGCCCCUCCAACCGCAUCCUCUCCGCCUCCGCCGACACCACCAUCUCCCUUUUCUCCAGUACCUCAAAAGACAGCCCCGCCGCUCCAGAAAAGCUCCUCCCAACCUCCACAACCGCAUCAAAUAAGCGGCAAAGGCUCUCCAGACCCGAUAAAACGGUUCCCGCCCGCGGCGCCCUGAGCACACUUAGCGGCCACUCCUCUCCGGUCUCAAGCGUCAUUUUCAAACCCGACGAUGCGACUGUCGCGUACUCCGCUUCACACGAUCACACGCUUCGGACCUGGGAUCUGCCGACGUCAAAAUGCGUAGAUACAAGGACGACAGGGCAUUCCCUUUUAUCUCUCACGGCACUGCCAAAACUCAAUCUCUUAGCCACGGGCACCUCGGCGCGGCACAUCACGCUGAUUGACCCGCGGGCAUCUGCCACGCAGAUUGCCGUCAUGACGCUGCGCGGGCACACCAACGCCGUUGUAUCCCUGGACACGAAUCCCACUUCCGAAUACGGCCUGGUUUCGGGCUCACACGACGGCACAGCGAGGAUAUGGGAUGUUAGGAGCGUGAGGCCGGCGGUUAGUGUAGGCGAGGGUCAGGUGGGCGAGAGCGUGUACGUGAUUGAGAGACAGGGCGUGGAGAAGGCGAGGAGUCAUGGGGAGAGGGUGAAGGUGUUCGGUGUUCGGUGGGAGAGGGAGGUGGGUAUCGUGAGUGCGGGAGAGGAUAAGAGGGUGCAGGUUAAUCGGCAGUAA
Molecule: messenger RNA, 3933 nt
Organism: Westerdykella ornata
Lineage: Eukaryota; Fungi; Ascomycota; Dothideomycetes; Pleosporales; Sporormiaceae
Exons: 4
Coding region: 1-3933 (1310 amino acids)
Biological process (GO): mitotic spindle assembly checkpoint signaling; ribosome biogenesis; endoplasmic reticulum to Golgi vesicle-mediated transport
Cellular component (GO): RZZ complex
Molecular function (GO): protein binding
Source: RefSeq, a predicted model, not a curated record